Myotis davidii is the source of this 2941-nucleotide messenger RNA. It is a transcript of the gene POT1, whose product is annotated as protection of telomeres 1. The record is from RefSeq and is a predicted model, not a curated record. Gene Ontology annotation, molecular function: telomerase inhibitor activity; G-rich strand telomeric DNA binding. Gene Ontology annotation, biological process: telomere capping; regulation of telomere maintenance via telomerase. Bases 151 to 1770 code for a protein of 539 amino acids. NCBI's taxonomy places the organism in Eukaryota, Metazoa, Chordata, Mammalia, Chiroptera, Vespertilionidae. Gene Ontology annotation, cellular component: nuclear telomere cap complex; chromosome, telomeric region. The transcript is spliced from 15 exons.
GACACCAUUGCAGUGGCUGGUUUUAUUGUUUUGUCUUCACCUACGACAAGCAAAGAUGGUGAACAUUGCUUAUUUUUGAAAGCACUUGAGGACUUCAAGUCAACUGUUUAUGUUUAUAUUAAAUCUAUAAUAGAUUUUUCUACAGAGUCAAUGUCUUUGGUUCCAGCAACACGUUAUACGUACACACCGCUGAAUGAACUCAAAGGUGGCAUGAUUGUCAAUGUCUAUGGUGUUGUGAAGUUCUUUAAGCCUCCAUAUCUCAGCAAAGGAACUGAUUAUUGUUCGGUUGUUACAAUUGUGGACCAGACAAAUGUAAAGUUAACCUGCCUACUCUUUAGUGGAAAUUAUGAAAGCCUUCCAAUAAUUUAUAAAAAUGGAGAUAUCGUUCGCUUUCACAGGCUGAAGGUGUGGGAUGGCACCAGGACCCCGUUUCCGUCCUGGAGAGUCUGCGUACAAGACCUUGUUUUUCAUGGUGAUUUAAGUCACAUCCGGCGGCUGCAGAACCUGGCAGUAGACAUUUUAGUCUAUGAUAACCAUGUUCAAGUGGCAAAAUCUCUGCAGGUUGGAAGCUUUCUUAGAAUUUAUAGCCUUCAUACCAAACUUCAAUCAGUGAAUUCGGAGAACCAGGCUACAUUGUUAGCUCUAGAGUUUCAUCUCCAUGGAGGUACCAGUUAUGGUCGGGGAAUUAGAGUCUUGCCAGAAAGCAACUCUGAUGUGGAUCAACUGAAAAAGGCUUUAGAAUGUGCAAGUUUGACAGCCAAUCAGUGUUCAGAUGGUGUAUGUCAAUCGGAAUGUGAGGACAGCUUUCCAACAAGCUCUGGAUCAGUAUCAUUGUAUGAGGUAGAAAGAUGUCAACAACUAUCAGCUACAAUACUUACAGAUCAUCAAUAUUUGGAGAACACCCCGCUAUGUGCUAUUUUGAAACAAAAAGCUCCCCAACGAUAUCGUAUCCGAGCAAAAUUGAGAUCGUAUAAGCCCAGGAAACUCUUUCAGUCUAUUAAACUUUAUUGUCCUAACUGUCAGUCAAUGCAGGAAGUUCUGCACGAAGGUGAUUUGGAUCGAAUUUUGCAAGAGAACGCAACUAAAACUCCCAAUACUCAACUACAAAAUACUUCAUUAUAUGAUUCGAAAGUCUGGUCCACUAAAGAUCAGGGAGAACGACAAGUAGCUGUUCAUUUUGUGAAAAAUAAUGGUAUUCUCCCACUUUCAAAUGACUGUCUAAUUUUGAUAGAAGGAGGUACACUUAGUGAAAUCUACAAACUGGCAGACAAGUUUCAUAGUGUAAUCCCUGUGAAAUCUGGCCAUGAAGACCUGGAACUGCUUGACCUUUCAGUACCAUUCCUUAUCCAAGGAAAAAUACAUCACUACGGAUGUAAAACGUGUUCUAGUUUGAGACCAAUACAAAAUCUAAAUAAUCUGGAUGAUAAAACAUCAUGGAUUCCCUCUUCUGUGGCAGAAGUAUUGGGUAUUGUACCCCUUCAACAUGUGUUUGUGAUGACAUUCACUCUUGAUGAUGGGACAGGAGUAUUGGAAGCUUACCUCAUGGAUUCUGACAAAUUCUUCCAUAUUCCAGCAUCAGAAAUCCUAACCAAUGAUUACCUUCAGGAAAGUAUGGAUAUGAUCAUGAAUAUGCUUUGCCCUCCAGGAAAAAAAAUUGAUACAUAUCCGUGGUUGGAAUGCUUCAUCAAAUCGUAUAAUGUCACAAGUGGAACGGAGCAGCAAAUUUGCUAUCAGAUUUUUGACACCACAGUUGCAGAUGAUGUUAUCUAAUAUUGACAUUCAACCUGGCAUAUGUAAAAUAUUGUAAUUUUAAAAACAUUAUUAUUUUCUAUGAGAUUGCUAUCAACAUGUAAAAGCUUUAGCUCAGUAGUUUAUUUUCCAUUGUAACCACUAUUUAAUUUAAAAAAAUAGACAUUGUGUUAUCUUAACACCUUGUAAGUUGAAAAUGUUCCUGUUACUCAGAAAUAUCCAGUAUGAUGGCUGCUCAGGUUAUAAAAGAAAGAGAGACAAUGAAUAAAUAAAGACUUUCGCUUACUCUUCGUAGACCUUUCAGAGAAGCUGUUUGUUCCUGCAUUAAAGUCACUUUCCCGUUGGUUUUGCCACUGAUUUCUCUGCCAUCCCCUGUCCCUGGUUGAGCUGCUUUCCUUGCCUAGGUCUUUAGGUCAGCAGUGUGUUUAGCAUGGUUAUGGGAUUAGAAGAGACCCUGGCCUUAAGUCUGAGCUUUGACUGAGUUCAAGGAUGUAGUGGAUAGUGGUUCUGCUUUGCUUUAGUUUUGUACAAAGGGAUCUGCUUAAACCAAUACCCCUCAAAAAAAAUGCUUCUUCAAAUGAGCCACAGUGUACUUUAAAGAGGGGUUUACUUUAAGUGAAAGUGGUAGAAUUGUUUUCUUUGGGUGCUGAUAUUGACCAAUUUAGGAUAAAUUCAUUUUUUAGACCAGAAUGAUAUGCUUUGAUUGCUUAUUUCUGUAUAUGAUAUUAGAAGUCAUUCUAUUUCAUCCCUACUUUAGAAAGUGGUUCAGAUUCACCUUUAGUGUAUCUGGGUGCUGGGAAUGUGGUGUACUUUUUUUUUUUUUUUUACUGUGUUUACCUAUCCCUUCUUUAAAGUUAAAACUAACCAUGUAUUAUGUGAACUGCCAAUGUAUGCAUGUAUGCUACUAAGAAUAAUGAGCACAAUCAUUACUGUCAGGAAUUCUUAGAUGUGAUAAAUUCCAACAAUUGGGAUAUCUUUAAAACACAGAAGGGGCGGGGUGUGUGGGGGGGGUGGAUACAGACUGCUCAACUCAUUAAAUAAUGUUAAAACAACUGAAAAGAUAAAAUCAUGAGUAUUCAGUUUUAUGAAACUACUCUAUAUAUCUGUAUAUAUGUGUACAUUUAUGUAUAUUAUUUGCUAAAGACAGAUACAGAUUUUUCUAGUUCAAUCGUGAAUAAAUGCACGUAAUUCA